AUGGCCCCAGCUCUCCUUCCUGCCCUCCCCAGCAGGAUGUCUCUGAGAUCGCUCAAAUGGAGCCUCCUGCUGCUGUCGCUGCUGAGCUUCCUGGUGAUGUGGUACCUCAGCCUGCCCCACUACAAUGUGAUCGAGCGCGUGAACUGGAUGUACUUCUACGAGUAUGAGCCGCUCUACCGGCAGGACUUCCGCUUCACCCUUCGUGAGCACUCCAACUGCUCUCAUCAGAGCCCGUUCCUGGUCAUCCUGGUGACCUCUCACCCCGCAGACGUGAAGGCCAGACAGGCCAUCCGGGUCACGUGGGGUGAGAAGAAAUCCUGGUGGGGUCACGAGGUGCUUACGUUCUUCCUGUUAGGUCAGCAGGCCGAAAAGGAAGACAAAAUGUUCACGCUGUCCCUCGAGGAUGAACACCUGCUCUAUGGCGACAUAAUCCGGCAGGACUUCGUAGAUACCUAUAAUAACCUGACGUUGAAAACCAUCAUGGCGUUCAGGUGGGUCACCGAGUUCUGCCCCACCGCCAGGUACGUCAUGAAGACCGACACUGAUGUGUUCAUCAACACUGGCAAUUUGGUGAAGUACCUCUUGAACUUGAACCAAUCAGAGAAGUUCUUCACCGGCUAUCCUCUGAUCGACAAUUACUCCUACAGGGGCUUUUACCAGAAGGCCCACAUUUCCUACCAGGAGUAUCCAUUCAAGGUGUUCCCACCCUACUGCAGCGGGCUGGGUUACAUAAUGUCUCGGGAUCUGGUGCCCCGGAUCUACGAAAUGAUGAGCCACGUCAAACCCAUCAAGUUCGAAGACGUGUACGUCGGCAUCUGUUUGAAUCUGCUGAAGGUGGACAUUCACAUUCCAGAAGACACAAAUCUCUUCUUUCUGUACAGAAUCCACUUGGAUGUCUGUCAGCUCAGACGUGUGAUCGCCGCCCACGGCUUCUCUUCCAAAGAAAUCAUCACUUUCUGGCAGGUGAUGCUAAGGAACACCACAUGCCAUUACUAAUGCCCCUCGUCCCCAAGCCUAGAGGGCAGGAUGCUUUGUCCUGGGAAGGGGUCAGGUUGGCGCCCUGUCCAGCUCAAAGGCAGGUCCAAGGCUGGCCUGUGCUGAGCUGAAACUCCUGAUGAGGCGGUGGACCAGAUGCUGGAUGGCUCCCCUAUAUUGUGAUGUGUUUAGAUGCAAACCCAAGUUAGUCCUUUGCAGAUGACAGUCGGAGGACUUCAGCACCUUCUAAAGCAAUCAGAGGUUUUUGACGACCAAAGUAAUAGGACCAAACAAUCUGACCACAUUUUUCCAGAGACUGUAAUUUCUUAAAACUCUCUUCCUGAGCAGCAGGCUCACUAGUCUGUAACAACAAAGCUGUGUGGAGCUGUGUUUAUUAAACAUUAAUGUGUAUCUUACAUGAAUUAUUAUAUAAUGUGGAUAUUAUAUAUAGUUCUGUGUGAAAAACUUGAUUGGCGUUAGACUGAACACAACAUUUGUCAAUUUUGGGUCAUUCAGGAAGUACUUGAAGAUGUUGCAGUAUUUCUACGUUACCUAUUAUUAUUUAGUGUUACUUCGAACAUUCGGGGUAUUUAAGUGUUACGGUGAUUUCAGUGCUGUACAAACAGAAUAGUGCAUUAUGUGUUCCCAUCUGAACUCUGUUCUAGUUGCUUUGCCAGUCUAUUCAUUUCCAGCCAUCCUGUGGAUGUGCAA
This is a messenger RNA of Dipodomys ordii (Ord's kangaroo rat), 1686 nucleotides long. It is a transcript of the gene B3galnt1, whose product is annotated as beta-1,3-N-acetylgalactosaminyltransferase 1 (globoside blood group). Gene Ontology annotation, molecular function: N-acetyl-beta-D-glucosaminide beta-(1,3)-galactosyltransferase activity. The record is from RefSeq and is a predicted model, not a curated record. NCBI's taxonomy places the organism in Eukaryota, Metazoa, Chordata, Mammalia, Rodentia, Heteromyidae. The transcript has a single exon. The coding region runs from base 1 to 996 and encodes 331 amino acids. Gene Ontology annotation, cellular component: membrane.